Aspergillus versicolor CBS 583.65 is the source of this 478-nucleotide messenger RNA. RefSeq lists its product as uncharacterized. Lineage: Eukaryota; Fungi; Ascomycota; Eurotiomycetes; Eurotiales; Aspergillaceae. The transcript has a single exon. The record is from RefSeq and is a predicted model, not a curated record. The coding region runs from base 155 to 430 and encodes 91 amino acids.
CACUAGACUUAUUGGUAUCUAUCAUGGAGACAUUGAAAUAUAUGCGGUUGAUAUUCUUAUUGUUUUAGCAUCUGAGGCUUAUUCUAACGGUAGAGUUAUAUAAGCACUGGGAGUAUCAUAAAGAAGGUACAACAAAGGGCUGUUCCUUCUCAGAAUGUACAGUGAGUUGCGCUUCAUCGCACCUUCCUGCUGGGCCGGCCUCCUCAAAUGCAGGAUAAGGAAGGUGCGAUUCAGCUGGCCAGGUGGGCUGUUCCUUCCUAGUGCACCCUGUGCAACUUUAGGCCAUGCAUUGGACAUUCCUAUUUGGGCUCCUAUUAGUUUUCGCAGGCAUGGUAAGUGCCGUGGAGGGAUGCCUACUUUUUCUUCACAUGGUUUUCAGGGUAUUUGUUGUCAUUCAAUAAAGUUGUAUAGAAUCGCUCAGUGUUUCUAAUAUGAAAGGUUGCCUGUUUAAAAUAAACGCCGCAUGUCAUUAUCUGGG